Messenger RNA from Erigeron canadensis, 1502 nucleotides. Its product is annotated as mitogen-activated protein kinase 3-like. The transcript is spliced from 6 exons. Gene Ontology annotation, cellular component: cytoplasm; nucleus. Gene Ontology annotation, molecular function: MAP kinase activity; ATP binding. The coding region runs from base 49 to 1170 and encodes 373 amino acids. Lineage: Eukaryota; Viridiplantae; Streptophyta; Magnoliopsida; Asterales; Asteraceae. The record is from RefSeq and is a predicted model, not a curated record. Gene Ontology annotation, biological process: intracellular signal transduction; protein phosphorylation.
AUAACUGUUUUACUCAUCAUACAUACAUCAAUAUUCAUAUUGUAACUAAUGGCAGAGUCAAAUAUUGUUGCGAAUCAAUACACAGAUUUCCCAGCUGUAUCAACAUAUGAUGGACAGUUUGUUCGUUACAACAUAUUUGGUAAUGAAUUCGAAAUCACUUCAAAGUAUGUUCCUCCCAUUAUGCCUAUCGGUCGUGGUGCUUAUGGAAUCGUUUGCUCAAUGUUGAAUUCGGAGACUAAUGAAAUGGUUGCUAUGAAGAAGAUUAUGAAUGCUUUCGAUAAUUACAUGGAUGCUAAGCGGACGUUGAGGGAAAUUAAGCUUCUUCGACAUUUGGAUCAUGAAAAUGUGGUAGCUAUAAAAGAUGUUGUUCCUCCACCUCAACUGGAUCAAUUCUCAGAUGUCUACUUAGCCACUGAGCUAAUGGAUACCGAUCUUCAUCAAAUUAUCCGAUCCAACCAAAAUUUAUCAGAAGAACAUUGUCAGUACUUCUUGUAUCAACUCUUAAGAGGAUUAAAGUACAUUCACUCUGCCAAAGUCAUUCACAGAGACCUAAAGCCUAGUAAUUUGUUGCUAAAUGCAAAUUGUGAUUUGAAGAUUUGCGACUUUGGGCUAGCCAGACCAAAUGCAGAUAACGACUUUAUGACAGAAUAUGUUGUCACAAGAUGGUAUAGAGCACCCGAGCUGUUACUUAAUUCUUCAGAAUAUUCGGUUGCUAUAGAUGUUUGGUCUGUUGGUUGCAUUUACAUGGAACUCAUGAAUAGAAAACCGUUGUUUGCUGGGAGAGAUCAUGUGCAUCAAAUGAAACUUUUAACCGAGCUUUUGGGCACACCUUCUGCUGCUGAUCUUGGGUUUGUCAAAAACGACGAUGCAAUUAGAUAUAUUUCUCAGCUUCCUCGACAUCCUCGCAAAUCAUUUUUAGAGACUUUCCCACAUAUUAAUCCGUCAGCUAUCGAUCUGGUUGAGAAAAUGUUGACAUUUGAUCCAGCUAAACGUAUAACGGUCGAAGAGGCACUUGCACAUCCAUACCUUGAAAGAUUACAUGACAUUGACGAUGAACCAAUUUGUCCCAACCCCUUUUCAUUUGACUUUGAGCACCAGGUUUUAGGAGAAGAGCAGAUCAAACAACUAAUUUACCAAGAAGCAUUAGCACACAAUCCGGAAUAUGCUUAGAAAAACAUUAUCUUAAACCGUGUUUAUUGCACUCUAUAUAUGCACUAAAAUAAAACUUACCAAAGUUUUUCAAUGUGAAACAAGCAAAUCAAAACUGCAAAAAUGUUGUAUGAUUAACCUAGACAUGUUGCAGCUUCUAUCCAUCCUAUGUUUUACCUGGGGCAUGACUUACAAUAUUCUAGGAAAGUAAUUACUUUCUAGCUAAUUUUUUUGAUUUUUUUGUUGUUUUUACUUUGGGUUAGUAGAGGAAGAAUUGUCUCCUUUAAUAACUUAUAAAUGUUGUAAUACUGGAUUUGUAUGCUACAUAAUAUAAAUUAAUAUUCCCUCCGUCC